This is a messenger RNA of Phaedon cochleariae (mustard beetle), 2250 nucleotides long. The record is from the annotation of a GenBank genome assembly. Lineage: Eukaryota; Metazoa; Arthropoda; Insecta; Coleoptera; Chrysomelidae.
ACGGUUUGCUGUCCAUGGAUUGAGAAUAAUUUCAGGUGUGAAAAAGCCUUCAUAAAUUGUUCGUAUAGUUUCGUUGCAGAAUUAAAUUGUCGCUAAUCAUUCUACCAUAUUUAUAAUUAGAUACGAAACAACUUAGUCAGGUAGCAGGUGAAUAAUAAAGGUGAAAGAGUAGAUGCAGUAGCUAGGUAUAACUCAUGUUUCAAAGCCUUGACGAUCUAUAUCUUCACUAGAAUGUUUUCUGUGUUGACAUCCUUGUUUGCAGUUUGUUCAGUAGCUAGAGAAUCGCUGUGAUGUAUCGAAUACUUAUUGUGCUUUCGUUGAUAGGUAUUCUGCAGUUUCCCGUUGAUUCGAAGAAAUUACCUACAUAUAUUCUUCCAUGCCGAAAAAGUGAUCCGAAUCUGAAUGAUUGUGCAAAGCAGCAUGCCAUUGAUUCACUUCCACGCAUUCUCGAAGGAGAUAAAGCAUACAAAAUACCAAACUUCCUUCCCGUUUUGAUUCCUUUAGUUGAUGUGCAGCAAGGAAAUGAUCUGAAAUUCCAGUUGAAAGACUUGCAUAUGUAUGGUUUGAACACGACACACAUACAGGAUCUUGUGUUUGAUUUGGACAAAAAGCACUUUUAUGUCAAAAUCUUGAUAGAUGAGGCUUUGACUGAAAGUCGAUACGAAGUGGAUGGAAAAAUCCUGACUCUUCCGAUAAAGGGAGAAGGUCCAGCAAGAAUAAAUUCAAAGAAUAUCACAGUGGAAUACUCCUUUGAUUAUCAGCUGAUCAAGAAAGCUGAUGGAAAACAGUAUUUUGAUGUAGACAAUUUGAAGACGAAUAUCAUUUGCAAAGUUGGACAUACUCAUUAUCACUUCGGCAAUCUCUUCGGUGGAAAUAAAGUUCUAGGCGACAAUUUCAACCAAGUCUUGAACGACAACGAAAAAGAACUAGAAGAAACAGCAGGAGCUUCUAAUAACGAGAUUAUAAAUGCUAUAGUUUCGACUAUAUUCAAUUCAUUUUUCAGGACUAUAUCUUAUGACGAGAUGUUUUUGGAUUGAAAAUGAGAUUCUCAGGGAUUUUUUCAUUCAGCAUCGUAAUGCUCGAUAUUCAAAAUAAUGAUGGAUAUAAUAAAAUUUGUACGAAAUUCUUCUAAUAUGUUUUCUUCCUUGUUUAUGUAGUGCAUACACCCAGCCCCAAACAAAAAUCAAGAGUUCAUUAUUUCAACUAGAGAGUAGAGACGUGUAGAGAGCAGCUUGAAGAGUAACUUGUUGAUGAUACGGAAAAUGGGCCCUGCCGGGAUUCCAGUAAGUUGGCAUCAUAUGCAGGAAAACUCUUAAUAAUGAGUACAAUGAUUCUCUUGGCUCUUCAAUUUCGUCGAAUUUUCUCGUCAGUGGGGAUGCUCAUAUUCUUUUUUACCAACAAGAGGUUAAACCCAGAUAGGAAUUCAUCUACGGAGUUUAAGACACCUCAACUAGUGACAACAGAUCCUUCAAUAAAUGAUAUCAAAAAAUUUUUUUUCGGAUCUCGACUUGAACUUUAAAUUUUGCUUCAAAUUGUUUGAAAUACCUACUCGAUCAGGGUCAUGUGACUUUCGCUACUUAUCAAAAGUUACAUGUAUUCAAAUUAAUCACUGAAAAUAGGCUUAUAUGCAAAAUUCCCGGAACAUUCACCAACAAAAGUUGUUUUUUGUCGAGAUUUACAAAGAAUUACAUUUGACGUUCUUAUUUCCGAACGAAAAUCCGACUUUUUCCGAAGGUAAGUACAUUUCGUCCGCAUCAGACAAUAACUUUCCGUCCGCAAACACUUUUCGUCCGCUGCAGGGCUGCCUGUUCUACUGAUUUUUCAAUAGAUCUCCUGAUUUGCAUAUUGAUCUACUGAUCUACUGAUUCAUAAUCUACUAUAAAAAUGUUGAGACCUAUUUAUUAUUAUAAUUAUAUGUACCUAUAUUAUUACCAAUCUUUACUUAAUCUCAUAUACUUAUGAAUUGCAUGAUAUUUCAACAUGCUCUGUUUGAAUUAAUUUUACAAAAUAAGUACUAAUGACAUGUAUAAACCAAAGAAGGACAAUACUUUAUCUGAUUGCGAUCAAAUAUAUCAUAUACCUCUGUUAUAACAGUGUAUUUCUUAGGUUUAUUUUUCCAUUUGUUGUUUAUUUUUACAAAUCGUUCCUGUUUUUUAUAUUCUCAAAUCUUAUAAGUACCUAUGCAACUGAAGUUUGUGAUAUUUGUGAGUAUUUUUGAAAUGCGAAUUAGGAAUAUGAUUAUUUUUGUAU